Molecule: messenger RNA, 3208 nt
Organism: Anolis carolinensis (green anole)
Lineage: Eukaryota; Metazoa; Chordata; Lepidosauria; Squamata; Anolidae
Gene: gfi1
Product: growth factor independent 1 transcriptional repressor
Exons: 8
Coding region: 1480-2694 (404 amino acids)
Biological process (GO): regulation of transcription by RNA polymerase II; urogenital system development; embryo development
Cellular component (GO): nucleus
Molecular function (GO): DNA-binding transcription factor activity, RNA polymerase II-specific; RNA polymerase II transcription regulatory region sequence-specific DNA binding
Source: RefSeq, a predicted model, not a curated record
AGUCACCAAGUUCAGCAGCUCAGCGGUUAACCCGCUGCACCAUUGUAUACUUGUCUUUUGUCUUUUACCAUUGGUAUGAUUGAGGACUAAUCAAUAAACAAAUCUAGCUAUCAAUUCAUUUAUAGACACAACUCUGAUAGGGGAUUCCACUCAUAGCUUCUUAAUAGUAUUGAUUAUUAUGCUUGAUAACAAUGUUCUCUGAGUUGUUAAUUAGAAAUGGAACAUUAAAAUAUAAUUUUUAUUAUGUCAAAAGUGACAUGAGAACAUAAUGCAAGUCACUUCUGAUGUAAGAGAAUUGGCCGUGUACAGAGACAUUGCCCAGGGGAUGCUGGGAGGCUUCUCUCAUGUUCCUGCAAGCUAGAGCUGACAGACAGGAGCUCACCCCGUCUCACAGAUUUGAACUAGCAACCUUUCAGGUCAGCAACCCAACCUUCAGGUCAGCAUUUCAGCCGGCACAACCCAUUGCACCACCGUGAACAUAAUCCCAGUAUAUAAACUUCAGCCAAAAACAACGGCAAUCUAAUGGCAGAGAAUAGAGAAGAAAAAAAUGAGGAAAAACAUGGAGGGAAAGAAGGCAAAAUUGGUAGAUUUUUCAACUGUGACAGUUUGAAGCCACUGAUUUUUUAAUUUGCUACAUAUCUUAGUAACAGUGUUCACCUAUAAAAAAUAAGGAAUGACCUUCAUCAGAAUACUGCAACUGUGCUCUCUAACACUUAUGAAAUAGCUGAUUUGUUAUAUUUUAAAGUACCAGAGUGGAAGCAGCAGUUUGCAAAGCAAGAGGGUAUAGAGUCGUUGACUAUAUUCCAUAGAAUAUGAACUUUAGAGACUUUAAAGUCUAUUAUAUGGGCCAUUGUUUUAGUCAGAUACAAUGCUUAAGGUCUGUCCCCUAGAUCCAUGGUCAAGCAUAAGAACAUUUGUUAUUGCUCAAAUUGUUAAGUCAUUCCCUUGUGGUUCAAGUUCUAGAAUUCUUCGUAUCCACAAACACUCUUGUUUCCUAGCAGUGUCAUAAUAAAUCCAAGUGCCUAUUCCACUUCUUAGAAUUCUACCUUGACAUCUUCUUCUACAGCUUCAGCAACCUUCACUUUCACCGCAGCCCUCUUCACAAGGACCGGCUUGAUGUGUCUGAUGUGCUUGACAAGAUUCUUCUUUGAUGCCAUCUUACUCUAGACUUAAAGGGGCUGAGCUCAGAAGGGGAGUUUAGAAAGCAAGAAAAAAAGUCCGGCUCGGAGACAAACGAUGCUUCAGAGACCAGAAGAGGAGGAGAGGGGAAGGGCUGAGUGUCCCCUCCAAGAAGGACAGGAAAGGGAGAGGGACAGAGACCGGAUCCUGCCUUCCCUAUGCUGCCUUCCAGCCGGAGGAGGGGUUUAAAGGGAGUCGCUGUCCGGGAGGCCGCUCCGCGUCGCCCAGGAGCCUGAAGGGAGAAGCCUGAGACACCUCCGCCUCCUUGGCUUGCUUCUGCUUCCCCCGUCGGCAGGCACCAUGCCCCGCUCCUUCCUGGUCAAGAGCAAGAAGGCGCACAGCUACCACCAGCCCCGGGGGCCCGACCACGACAGCCUCAGCCUCGAGAGCGUCUUGGCCCAGAUCUGCGCAGAGGCGAAGGCUCCCGUGGAGAUGCCGGAGGGUGAGCCCCCCGUGGGCCGCUUCUCGCCGGACUCGCAGGCCCCCGACGGGACUGACUCCGCUUCCUCCUCCUCCUCCUCCUCUUCCUCCUCCUCCUCGGCGCCCCCCAGCUGCGAGGGCAGCCUCUGCGACAGAGCCGCCGAGAUGGAGGACUUCUGGAGGCCGCCCUCGCCCUCCGCCUCGCCAGCUUCUGAGCGCUCCAUCUGCCCAUCCUUAGAUGAAGCAUCCCCCUUCUCGGUGUCCUUGAAACCCUACGCAUGGAGUAGCCUGGGAAGCUCUGAGCUGAGGCAUUUAGUACAAAACUACAGGCCUUGCCCAGCUCUGGAAAGGAGCACAUCCCUCGGUCUCUUCUGUGAGCGGAGAUCUGAGCCCAGUCUCUUUGGAUCUGAACGAAGCUCAGCACUGGGACUCUAUGGGGACUUUGGUUCCUCUGGACUCUUUGAGCGCCCAGCUGCAGCCCCUGGCAUCUAUGUAGAGGCCUCCUCUGGACUCCACCAGGAGAAGAAUGGAAGUGGCAUCAAACUGGAAUCGGAGCUCCUUUGUCGUCCUCUAUUGCUCGGUGGUUCCUACAAGUGUGUCAAGUGCAGCAAGGUCUUCUCCACCCCACAUGGCCUGGAGGUGCACGUUCGCCGUUCACACAGUGGCACCAGGCCCUUCGCCUGUGAAAUGUGUGGCAAGACCUUUGGCCAUGCUGUUAGCUUGGAGCAGCAUAAAGCAGUGCACUCACAGGAGCGUAGCUUUGACUGCAAGAUCUGUGGCAAAAGCUUCAAGAGAUCCUCUACCUUAUCUACACACCUUCUCAUCCACUCAGAUACCCGGCCUUAUCCAUGUCAGUACUGUGGGAAGAGAUUCCACCAAAAAUCUGACAUGAAGAAGCACACAUUUAUCCAUACAGGUGAGAAGCCUCACAAGUGUCAGGUGUGUGGCAAAGCUUUCAGUCAGAGCUCCAACCUCAUCACUCACAGUCGGAAACACACUGGAUUUAAGCCCUUUGGCUGUGAUCUCUGUGGUAAAGGCUUCCAGAGAAAGGUGGAUUUGCGGAGACAUCGGGAGACACAACAUGGCUUGAAGUGAGAGCUACAUGGAAUCGGGAAAUCAACAGAAACACUAUGUCAAUACAUUUUCCCUUUUUCCUGGUUGGUUGCCCUUUCCUUUCAUCAACUCUCUGGAUGUUUGACACACUUCCGGCCAUACUUUCACUAAAUGGGACAUCACAGCAUGUUGGCCAGGUUUUGAUAGAACUUAACCCAAUAAGUCUUGGGAUGAAAGGAGAACGUCAUGGUUGAUGAAAGGCAGGAUGAACCCUCUUCUCUUUUUCCCUCCCUUUAAAACAUUGAGGGAAAAUAAUAUACUCCCCACCAGCUUGAAAUCCCAAAGACACUGUAUGGAUAAGGCUACCUGGUGCCUGCAAACCAGAAAGUCCUCUCUCCCUGUGGAUUUGCCUUAACUAAUUCCUUGCAUACCUCAUGGGGAGGGAGGAACAACAAAGACUGUACAUUCUUUUAUUUAGUUUUUCUGUGUGUUCUUAUGUUCACUGAUGAAUAUUUAUUGGAAAUAUGUUUUAAAUUAAUAAAGUAUAGAACAUGUU